This is a messenger RNA of Symbiodinium natans, 1434 nucleotides long. Lineage: Eukaryota; Dinophyceae; Suessiales; Symbiodiniaceae. The record is from the annotation of a GenBank genome assembly.
AUGAUGGGUCCACUCGAUGGGGCAGAAGUCAGGGAUGUUGACCUAUUUGGAUGGAAGGGCUUGCUGUUUUCCCGGCCGGACUUCGCAGAGUCCUUCGAGGGGGAAAUCCUGAGGACAAUUGACAACAGACAAGAGAACAACCCUGCGCACCAAACAUUCAGCACGACACGCAGCGAGGAUGAGAUCCAGUUGCUGCGAGACAGCUUCUACACAGAGUCCUUGGAGGAUCCAGUCCCUGCAGAGGGGGAGGUCAGCCUGGAGAUCGCUUCUGCUUCUGCUUCCACCGCCGAGUGGCCCCCGACAAAGUCGACAAAGUCACCGAGUAAUUUGGGUAGAGUUGAAGAAAAGAUGCCCAACGUGGACAUCUUCAGUUUCAAUUCUCAGAAGUCACGGUGUGGGGGUGGCGACUCUGCGGAGAACAGCCUGGCACAUCAGUCUGCAGUAGCUGUCCUCCGGCAUGGUGAGCGUCAGGACUCGGUCUUCGGAUCCACCUGGCACAUGGGGGCGGACUGUCAGCGGUACCCCUUCGACUGCCCCAUCACUAACGAUGCCAUCGUGGAGGCAAGGCACGCGGCCGGCAAGCUGAGCGACUUUGCUGACUUCGACGUGAUCGUGUCGUCACCGUACCUGCGCUGCGUUCAAACUGCCAUUGCCUUGGCGGACGCGCUGGACGUCAUGGUGCUCUUGGACUACGAGCUCGGGGAAGUCUUCGGCCCUGCGGUUUUCGGGGAUAUGGAUCCGGCUGGCCGAGCCUGGCGAUCCCGGCAGGAUCUGCAUACAGCUUUGACGAACUGGAGCCCCCAGCUUCUCCAAGGCUUUUCGAAGCCACCGGUUGAGCGAGUGUGUUGGCAAAAGGUUUUGGGCCAGCCACCUAGCUGGGGCGAAAAGUUGACAGACGCCCAUCAUCGUUAUGCCACGAGGUUCCUGACCUACCUCGACCGUGGCCAGCGUGCGGGCAAGAACAUGAUCCUGGUAAGUCAUGGCAUCAUGGUGCAGACUUGUCUCAAGGUGCUACCUGGCACGUCGGCCUUAAGUGUGGCAUCCAUCCCCUUCUGCGGCGGGCUGAUGGCGCGCCGUCGGAUCUCCAAGGGCAGCCCCGAGCUGCCCCGCAAGGCGGAAACCUCGCCGUGCCAGGAGGCGGUGGGGAACUGGCCCGAGGGGAGCGAAGGGAGGAGGCCAGCAAGCGACUACCUGGAGCAAGCGCAGCUUCAUGGAUGGGACGUCCAGACUUUCGAAGUUGUCUUUGACGUCGCAGCCGACAAGCCGGCAGCAAUGGCAAAGCGCUACCGAGACUUUCUCACCAGGCUGAAAGCCGGCAGAUUCUCCUGGGUUCAGUUGCAGGUCCUCCUCGGGCAAUUACCCGCCGAGCUGCCCCCGCAAGUCUUCCAGGCUCCCGAGCUGACACGGCCACGCAGCUCUCCAUGGAGAUCUUGA